Benincasa hispida (wax gourd) is the source of this 1145-nucleotide messenger RNA. It is a transcript of the gene PPA2, whose product is annotated as pyrophosphorylase 2. Gene Ontology annotation, cellular component: cytoplasm. Gene Ontology annotation, biological process: phosphate-containing compound metabolic process. The record is from RefSeq and is a predicted model, not a curated record. Lineage: Eukaryota; Viridiplantae; Streptophyta; Magnoliopsida; Cucurbitales; Cucurbitaceae. Gene Ontology annotation, molecular function: magnesium ion binding; inorganic diphosphate phosphatase activity.
UCCGUAGCUAUUUGUGGUUGUUCUUUAAGCUGUAGCGAUUCAGUGAACGAUCUUUGGUUCAAACUGGAACUGAUAUUCAUUCUCUCUGAUUUGAUUUGAUUUCAUUACUGUGCUUCGAUGCUUUGUGAUUUACUGCUGUAUGUUGGGUUUUGAGUUUAAAUGAUUGAUCCCAUGGGGAAGAAAAACAGAGUUCGUGCCUCUCGGGAAGGUGCAGGACGGAGAACAAGGGUGAAUAUGGAAAACAGUGCUGAAGGAGGAAGUUCUGCAAAUAUGGGAUUCCCUAGGAUUACGCUCAAUGAAAGAAUUCUUUCUUCCAUGUCUCGAAGAUCUGUCGCCGCUCACCCUUGGCACGAUUUGGAGAUCGGGCCCGGUGCACCGUCGGUUUUCAAUUGUGUUGUUGAAAUUAGCAAAGGCAGCAAGGUUAAAUAUGAGCUUGACAAGGCCAGUGGCCUUAUAAAAGUUGAUCGCGUACUUUACUCAUCAGUCGUUUACCCACACAAUUAUGGCUUCAUCCCACGUACAAUUUGUGAAGAUAGUGAUCCUAUGGAUGUUUUGGUACUGAUGCAGGAGCCUGUGCUACCUGGAUCUUUCCUUCGAGCUCGUGCUAUUGGAUUAAUGCCUAUGAUUGAUCAAGGAGAAAGGGAUGACAAAAUCAUAGCAGUCUGUGCUGAUGACCCGGAAUUCCGCCAUUAUACGGACAUCAAGGAGAUUCCCCCACAUCGACUGGCCGAGAUUCGCCGAUUCUUUGAGGACUAUAAGAAGAACGAAAACAAGAAAGUCGAUGUGGAAGACUUCUUGCCAGCGGAGGCUGCCAUUGAUGCCAUCAAAUACUCCAUGGACUUGUAUGCUGCCUACAUAGUUGAAAGCUUAAGGCAGUAAGUUUUUUCUUUUUCAAGGCAAUAAGAGACUGGCUGUUAAAGAAACAAUUAGCAGCAUAUUUAGUGAGGCUGCUGGCUACUUAUAUAAUUGCUGCCUCAACUUUUAACCCUUCAACUGUAACAGCUCAAUUUUUUCAUUCUGAAUAAUGUAUAAGUGGAAGACUUAUGUAUGCUGCCUUUCCACAUGCAAUGCAUUUUAUUCAAAUUGGAAUAACCUGUUCUAUUUGAUGAGUUGUAUCAUAAUAUUGUCUUUUGAGGACUUGUCUA